Messenger RNA from Eutrema salsugineum, 579 nucleotides. RefSeq lists its product as uncharacterized. The transcript has a single exon. Gene Ontology annotation, molecular function: zinc ion binding; nucleic acid binding. NCBI's taxonomy places the organism in Eukaryota, Viridiplantae, Streptophyta, Magnoliopsida, Brassicales, Brassicaceae. Bases 1 to 579 code for a protein of 192 amino acids. The record is from RefSeq and is a predicted model, not a curated record.
AUGAUCGAAAAAACUCUCCAAACAUUUCAUCCUGGAAAUGUAAUCCUGCAACAACAAUAUUGGGCAAAAGGUUAUACCACUUACUCGGAGUUGAUGCAAGUCCUCCUUGUAGCUGAACAAACUAAUCAGCUCGUGAUGUUAAACCAUCAAACUCGUCCAAAUGGAUCAUCGCCAUUUCCAGAAGCAAAUGUUGCAUCAUCUAGUCAAAAUAAUCGAACCGAACGUGGACGCGGACGCGGUCGAGGCCAUAACCGUGGUCGCAGACGAGGUCGUGGACGAGGAAGACAAAAUGAUGUUGGUAGGGAAGCAGGAAAGCAAAAAGAAACUGCUUGUUACAGAUGCGGCAUGAAAAAUCAUUGGGCAAAAACCUGUCGUAUGCCAAGACAUUUAGCCGAUCUGUACCGAGAAUCACCAGAUGCCAAAGAAAAGGAUAAAGGAAAGAAUUUUGAUACCAAUUUCAUCUCUGAUGAAGCUGGACCUUCUUAUGAUGGCAUAAUUGAUUAUACUCAUCUUGAUAUCGCUGAUUUCCUUGUUGAUCCUGAAGAAUCAACGGAAACAAAGCGAUUAAGAUCGAUGUAA